Molecule: messenger RNA, 1610 nt
Organism: Beta vulgaris subsp. vulgaris (sugar beet)
Lineage: Eukaryota; Viridiplantae; Streptophyta; Magnoliopsida; Caryophyllales; Amaranthaceae
Exons: 1
Coding region: 295-1431 (378 amino acids)
Source: RefSeq, a predicted model, not a curated record
UUUUUCCAUUGCCACUCAUAUCAUCUUUUCCACUUUUUCCCUAUCACUUCAGUGGUUCAGUUAGUUAGCCUCUCUACACUCUCAUGCUUCCCCUGUCCCCUCUUCUUUCUCUCUCCAUUCUCUCUCCUUUAUUCACGCCCUCAAUUCUCAUUUCUCAACCAUCUUCUAACUUUUCUCAAUUGUCCAAAACAUCAUACCAUAACUAAGUAGUAACAUUCACAAACAAAAACCCUUCAUUUCACCAAUUUUUCAACUCUUGCUCUGUUUCCAGAACACUCUUCAAAUCCAUAAACAAUGACAGAAUUUUGUUUCCAGAGCACCAAUUCCACCACCAAAAACAACAAAAACACCAAAAAUAAGAACAAAAAAUUCUCUAUUUGCUCCUUUAUUUUCUCUCAUCCACUCUACUUCUCUUACUUGAUCUUUUUUUCUCCUUACCUCUUGAAGCUCCUAUCUUUUCUCUCUCCUCUGUUCUUCACCACUUCUCUUCUCUUUCUCUCUCUCCUCACUACUCUCAUUCCACUCCGUUCCAUCAUAAACUCCAAAGAGGGUUUCUUUCUCACUGCUUACAACACUCUCUUGGAGAAUUCGCACCCGAUAUCGGAAGACGAAGAGGGAAAACUGCAACAGGUUGAAGAGUUUGAAGUUUAUAAGGCUGUCUUUGAAAUACCCACAAUUGAGGUGAUAGCAGAAAACCCAGUUGACAAUGAGACAAUUCAAGAAAACCCAGUUGAGAUUGAGAAGAUUCAAGAGAACCCACUUGAUUCUUUUGUGGAAAAAGUUAUUAUUCAUCAAGUGGGUAGUACUAGUAAAGGAACAGGUGAUGAGUGUGAAAAUUUGACUAUGGAGCAAAAAAAAGUGGACACAAAACCCAAGAAAAAAGAGUCAAAUGUAACAAGAAUCGAAUCCAAGGCAAAUGAGGUAUAUAAUAAAACACCAAAAAGUGGAAAUUUGAAGCUUAAUAAUGGUGAAAAGUUCAGUGAGGCAUUUUCACAAACAUUUGGUGGGCAACAAAAUAUGGGGAGUUUUGGGUCGAUGAGGAAGGAGAAAGAGUGGAGAAGAACUUUGGCAUGUAAGCUCUUUGAAGAGAGACAUAAUGGAAGCAAUAAUAAUGUAAAUGUUAAUGGUGGAAAAAGUGAAGAAGGGAUGGAUUUGUUAUGGGAAACUCAUGAAACAGAGUCUUACAAAGUAAAGCCAAAAGAAGAAGAGAGUAAGAAGGGGAAGAGGAGAGAGAAAAUUGAGGAUUUAAUGGUGGUAAAUGAUGAUGAAGAGUAUUAUGAUGAUCAUGGGAAAUUUUGUUGUUUACAAGCUUUGAAAUUGUCGGCUGGGAAGAUGAAUUUAAAUAUGGGUUCAAGAAUUUCCAAGGCUUUCAAGGGGAUUGGAUUGUUGCAGAAUCAUGUUAAAAAGCAAGGGAAAAAAGGGUACAAAUAAUUUUUUAUUUUAUUUUUUUGAUCUUUCUAAUAUUUUUUUUCUUAUGUAAUGUUGAUUUUGGGUUGUAGUAAAUAAAUGUACUAAUUAUUAAGAUUAUUAUGAAAUUAUCCUCUCCAAAAAAAAUAAAAAAGUAAAUAUGUUUGUUCUUGUUAAAAAGGUAUGUGCUUUAAUCUUCUUCU